Molecule: messenger RNA, 1028 nt
Organism: Durotheca rogersii
Lineage: Eukaryota; Fungi; Ascomycota; Sordariomycetes; Xylariales; Xylariaceae
Exons: 1
Coding region: 90-773 (227 amino acids)
Source: RefSeq, a predicted model, not a curated record
CUAGCUCGUCGUCAUCUACCAAGCAGAGGGGAGCCGAGGCGGAAAUACGCAGACAGAGACAUCGUCUGGACAAGAUUGUACAGCGCCACAUGGACGAUUCGCGGGUCGUUUAUGACCUGUCUCAUCAUGCGCACCUCGGCGCCAACGCCACGUGGAUGAUGUCGGGUAGUAUCGUAUCAACGCCAGGUGCGCCAUCGCCUCAAACCACCCCUCCGCUUGCCAACGACUCAAGCAGCACCUCGAGCAAAAUGAUCUCGGGAUUCGCACACGCGUGCAGUGAGAGAAGGAGCGCCAGCAGCACGCCGAGCGGUGGAGGUAUCGAGGGUGAGAGGGUGAAGGAAAUCUCUGGCGAUCAGAUGGACGAGGAAGGCGGAGAUAGGAACUCGACGUCGGCAGCCAGCUCAGACUCGGAGCAUAGUGGACAUGGCGAACCAACCAGCCAUGCACUUGGGCCCGCUACUUCAGCACCCGGUCCGCCUAUCUCAACGAGCUCACCAAUGCCCCAGACGAAGCAAAGCCUACGACCUCGUAAGCCGCCCGCCCCAAUUCCGAUUAGCGGGCCUCGACCUCCGAAAGUACUCCCGCGAGCUAUUCCGGCGGACGUUGUCACGUUUGCUCCCGAGACGCCUUUUGGGGAGAAAGGAAAGCAGGCGAAUAGGGGUAUCACUAACACUGGGUUCUCGCAUUUUGAAACACCGCCUGCGCCAACUACGCUAGCAAGCUCCCCAGCGAAAUGUCUUAGGCAGACGCCGGUUCCUGCGCCGAUGCCUUAGGUUGGCUUUACUCGUAGCAGGAUUUCCCGAGACACGAGAGGCAAAGUGCAAUCGGGCGAGUCGGCAAAGACAAGCGGCGGAUCUAGAGCAACCCGCGGCCGGCAACCUGUCCCGAGCCUAGCAACGCAACAACCCGGUGACGAUCUGGUGAGCAUCAUAGGCGUCCCGGGAGCUGGUCGAGGAGGCAUCGCGAAAAACGACAACAACGGCCACGUUCCUCGGACAACCACCGAAAGAAGUCUCAGCUUUCCUAGG